Messenger RNA from Cimex lectularius (bed bug), 2106 nucleotides. RefSeq names its product intraflagellar transport protein 81 homolog. The transcript is spliced from 12 exons. The record is from RefSeq and is a predicted model, not a curated record. Bases 164 to 2092 code for a protein of 642 amino acids. Gene Ontology annotation, cellular component: centrosome; cilium; intraciliary transport particle B. Gene Ontology annotation, molecular function: tubulin binding. Gene Ontology annotation, biological process: intraciliary transport; cilium assembly. NCBI's taxonomy places the organism in Eukaryota, Metazoa, Arthropoda, Insecta, Hemiptera, Cimicidae.
GUGGGUUCUUAGUUCUCAGAUGAUUACAAAUAAAGAAUAAAGAUUAAAAAUAGUGAAUGACAUUGGUUGUUACAACAAACAUUGUUGCUAGGGUGGUUGUUACAACAAGUUAGCAGUCAAAAGGCAGUUUGAAUAUUGAAUCCGUUUAAUCCUUGUCAAAAAAAUGAGUGAAACUAUAAAGCAAAUUAUUGCACAGUUGAACAAGCCUCCUUUCAAUAAAAAUUACAACUUGAUUUCCUUCGACUCACUUUCACCAGAACAACUCUUGCAGGUAUUGAACGAUGUCUUGUCCCUUAUCGAUGAAAACAAUAAAGUUGACAUUAAGGGCGAAGAGCCGGAAGAGACCACCAUAAGGAUGCUGUCCAUGCUAAGGAUCCUUAAAUAUGAUCCAGGCUCUGACCCUGUUGGAUUCCGGCAAGGAAUCGUCCAAGGUGAAAAACAUGUUAUCCAUCCAAUUCUAGCCUGGCUGCUUAAAAAUUUGGAAGAUCUAAAGAAAAGAGCUUAUCUCGCUAAAUACCUGGUCAAAAUUGAAAUUCCAACAGAAAUGCUUGGAGAUACUGACAUUGCAACACUUUAUGAGCAGUAUGAACAACUAAUUGAAGAAUUUAAAUUGGCGCAUAAAGAGAGUACUGCUCUUAAAGCAAGGGGCCUCUCUGCAUCCGAACUCCGUUCUGAUAUAGAAGCCAUGGAAAAAGAGAAGGAAAUUGUGGUGAAAAAAAUUGAAAGACUAUCCAGAAAGUUGGACAAUUUAGAGAACAAAGAAGAAGUCCUGGAAGCGUCCAGACGGCUUAGGCUGGAGAGGGAGAGGCAGAAAGAGCUCAUCCAACAAAGGCAGAACGAGAUGGACUUGAUGCAACAGCUUCAGCAGAAAUCAGCUCGUCUAAGUCAGCAAUUGACGGAAAUAAGGCAAGCAGGAUUUGGCACAACUCCCCAAGGGCUGAUUAAAAGCCUCGAAGAAGAGUUACGAAUGACUGCGUACAUCGGAUCGGAGAAAUUGCCAAAAGAGCUUGACAUGAAACGUAAAGAAGUUGAGAUCAUGUCACGGAUAGCACACUCUCACCCUCCAACUCAAGCCACCAUUGACACUCUUCGGCAAAAGAUAGAAGCGAUUAGCCAGGAAGUCAGCGAAUUGGCUCAGAGAGGACUCGCUGCCAAAGAAGGCACUGAAGAUCAUCUUGCCCCUUUUAGGCAGCAAGCAGCAAUCAUAGCGAGGAGGAAAGAAGAGGCUGCAGAAGAAUUCACAGAAGCCAGAACUCUACUUGACAGGCUUCAGGCGAAAAUUCAGGCAAGAAAAGAUGAACACAGUGAUAAUAAAGUUUUGUCAGAAAAGGAGUACAAAGAUUAUGUUGCUAAGUUGAAAGUGAGGAGCACGUUGUACAAGGCAAAAAAAGCGCAGGUUUCCUCGUUAGUUGCGGAAUCUGGGGUUUUGGCUCGUACCCUUGAUAUUCUCAAACAAAAUUUGGAAUCAAUACCCACAGCAGAGCCGAUAGAUCCAGGCAAUGAUGAAAACCUUGAAGGAAUCUCAAAAGAGGAAUUACUUCAGCAGAUUAACAGCAUCAACAAUAAAAUAUCUUCCCACAAAGCACAAAUUGCACCCCAGCUUCAAGAGCUAAAACAGACAAAAGAUCAGUACCAUGAAGUUUUAGAAGAGUACACUGAAAGAAAAAAAGGUUACGACACAAAAGCAGCUACGUUAGGUGCUUCAAUUGCAAAACUUGAACAUGAGGUGAAGGAAUUAAGCAGGGAAGAGGAGACGGAUAAGUCACAAACUGCCUUACUCGAAGCUAAAACAGAUAUAAUGAGAGCUCUUCUCGAAAGAGCAGAAAACGAAGGGAAAAUCAUCUCAGAGGACAGGCCAUCGCUCAGGGUUAAAAUGAUGAACAAGAUCGCAGAAGCUGAAAAAUUAAAUAUAAAACUUCGGGAAGAGCAGCAAAUCGUUAAAGAGCAACAGGAGAAAAAGGCCAAGCAAAGAGAUCUUUGGUUCAACCUCGAAACACUUUUAAAGUGCAAAGAAGACUGUUUUGAAGCCGAAAAACAAAGGGACGGCGUAUUGAAAAGAGCUAAAGGAGCAGAAACAUUAGUUUUCGAAUAAAACAAUUAUUUGUU